AUGACACGAACUAUAUUAGACGUGGUCAAGGAAUGCGACAACUUCACGACGCCCGAACGUGGUGAAGCCACGGCCCCCGAUUUCUGGCGACAAUACUAUACUUUCCAAAUCAAUGGCUGCAAUGCGGUACUGGGGUACAUUCGCCAGGCGAUAAUUGGGAAAAUCCAAUGGUCCGACGCGUGGAUAAUCGACCGGCAGUCACGAGCCGUCAUCCUCAACACUCCAUCAACCGCCACGCGAGAAACACGUUCCGAAGCACUCAUACAAACUUUAAGGGCCACUCAAAAGCAUGGAACUAUUUCAAUGCUGAGCAAAUGGCGGAACGAGACAUUUCCAGUCUACGAUUUACAGGGCAACGUUCUCCUCGAGAUCGAGCGCUGCGCGAGCGCCUUAUUCGGAAUCGUGACCUACGGCGUCCAACUCCUCUGCUACGUGAACGAUGACCGAGACGGUCUACGGCUAUGGAUUGGUAAACGAUCAAGCAGGAAGCAGACUUAUCCGGGGAUGUUGGAUUGUACUGCUGCCGGUGGUUUACCUACGGGAACGCUGCCACUAGACGCUAUCAUGUGUGAAGCACAAGAGGAGGCAUCUAUCCCGGGUGAGUAUACGAAAAGGCACAUCGAGUCGAUGGGACCAAUUAGUUAUUUUCACGUUCGUGGACCCAAGGCCGGAGGGGAGAUUGGUUUGUUACAGCCCGAGGUUGAGUAUACGUAUCAGCUUGAAUUGGAGGCCGGGAUGGUGCCGACGCCGAGUGAUACGGAGGUGGAGAGUUUUACUUUAUACAGCGUGGAGGAGACGCUGGAAUCCUUGAAACAUGGCCUUUUCAAGCCCAAUAGUGCUGUCGUGAUUGUCAAGUUCUUCAUUGAGCUUGGGCUAAUGUGCCCCGAAAACGAACCGGAUUACUCGGAGAUUUUGUCACAUUUGAGUCGACCUCUUGAGUUUCCUGUUGUGAUUCAUUCAUCUACUUGA
Molecule: messenger RNA, 969 nt
Organism: Penicillium brasilianum
Lineage: Eukaryota; Fungi; Ascomycota; Eurotiomycetes; Eurotiales; Aspergillaceae
Source: the annotation of a GenBank genome assembly